AUGAAAGGGGCACUGACUGAAAUUAUCCAGCUCGCUACCUUGGAUUCAGACCCCUGGGUCUUAAUGGUAGCUGAUAUUUUAAAAUCCUUUCCAGAUACUGGCUCCCUUAACCUUGAUCUUGAAGAACAGAAUCCCAAUGUUCAAGAUAUUUUAGGAGAGCUUAGAGAAAAAGUAAGUGAAUGCGAAACUUCAGCUAUGUUGCCCCUGGAAUGCCAAUAUUUAAACAAAAAUGCCUUGACAACACUAGCUGGGCCACUUACCCCCCCAGUGAAACACUUCCAGCUGAAAAGGAAACCUAAGAGUGCCACUCUCAGAGCUGAACUCUUGCAGAAGUCAACAGAAACUGCACAGCAGCUCAAGAAGACUGCAGGAGUGCCUUUCCAUGCCAAAGGCAGGGGACUGGUCAAAAAGAUAGAUACAACAACACCACUCAAAGGAAUACCAAAACAAGCUCCAUUCAGGAGUACUUCAGCACCUAGUGUAUUUAGUCCUUCUGGAAACAGAACUCCUAUUCCUCCUUCAAGAACACCUUUGCGCAAAGAAAGAGGAGUAAAGCUUCUCGAUAUCUCUGAGCUGGAUAUGGUAGGUGCUGGCCGUGAAGCAAAGAGAAGAAGAAAGACAUUAGAUACAGAAGUUGUGGAAAAACAAGCCAAAGAAGAAACAGUAGUAGAAAAUGCUACCCCAGAUUAUGCUGCUGGCCUUGUGUCUACACAGAAACUUGGCUCAUUGAACAAUGAGCCUGCGCUACCUUCUACAAGUUACUUACCUGCUACCCCCAGUGUGGUGCCGUCUUCUUCAUAUAUCCCAAGCUCCGAAACACAGCCAUCUGGCUCUGUGCGAGAGGCCCUGCAGACUAACAGACAAACUGAAGAGCCUGCAGCUCCAAAUGCUACUACAACUCUUCCUGCACAAUUCAAACAAAGAACACCCAUGUACAAUAGUAACUCUAAUCCACCUGCAGCUACACCUACCUCACCCCUAACGCCUACCACACCUCCUGCCAUUUCCCCUGCGGCACAGGCACCACAAGUGGCCCCCCAAACUCAGCAACAGCCACCACCGAAAAAAAGCCUCUCUCUUACGAGGGAGCAAAUGUACGCUGCACAGGAAAUGUUCAAGACUGCAAACAAAGUUACAAGGCCAGAAAAGGCUCUUAUACUUGGAUUCAUGGCAGGAUCCAGAGAGAAUCCUUGCCAAGAGCAAGGUGACAUCAUCCAAAUCAAACUUAGUGAGCAUACAGAAGAUUUACCAAAGGCAGAUGGCACUGGCAGCACCACUAUGUUAGUUGAUACAGUCUUUGAGAUGAACUAUGCUACUGGUGAAUGGACCAGAUUCAAGAAGUACAAACCUAUAACUAAUGUUUCCUAAGAGAUGCAGCAGCAGCAUACAGGACCAAAUCAAGCUUAGAGUCAACCAGCUCAUAGAGUCUGUCAGCUGUACAUGCGAAUGCUAUUUUGUACAUUUCUUAUUACCCUCCAGAGUAGAAAUUGUGGCUCUUCAACCUGUCUGGGCUCAGUUAACACAGAAGAUGGUGUCAA
Messenger RNA from Apaloderma vittatum (bar-tailed trogon), 1538 nucleotides. RefSeq names its product negative elongation factor complex member A (gene NELFA). Gene Ontology annotation, cellular component: NELF complex. Gene Ontology annotation, biological process: negative regulation of transcription elongation by RNA polymerase II. The annotation marks the transcript as partial. The transcript is spliced from 10 exons. NCBI's taxonomy places the organism in Eukaryota, Metazoa, Chordata, Aves, Trogoniformes, Trogonidae. The record is from RefSeq and is a predicted model, not a curated record.